CUUAAAAAAUUACUUUCUCAUUUGUGCAAUCGUGAUGUUGGAGGUCCAAAACUGACGAUAUUCGGCUGUCAGUUGGCCCCACGGGAGUGUCGAAAUUUUGCGUUUGUGUCUCAGAUCAAAGGACAGGGUCCGACAGGCUGCUAUACUGAAUUAGACGAAUAAGGUUCAUCAGUCUGGUCCCCAUAAGUCUCCAACGGUGAAAAAUGGAUCCCAGGCAGGACUCGAAGGGCGGAACUGUGAGACGCCCUGCUAACAAGACAACGCCAGUCGAAGAGGAAUUCCUGCAAGCAGCCUUCAACGGAGACAUCGUGAGGCUGAAGGACUUGCUCAAGGAAGGAAUCAACAUGGACGUCACCAGCUGUAAACCCGGGAGGGAAGGUUUAACUGCUCUGCACCUUGCUUGUUGGAGCGGUAAGGACGACGUAGUCAAGCUCCUACUGUUCUUGCAGGCUAAGAGGAAGGCCGUUGCUAAAGGGAUGAAACCGGUGCAUUUCGCUGCCAUAGGAGGCCAUGUGAACGUCCUGUCUGUGUUAUGGAACAGCGAAUGCAACAUAAAGAGCAAGAGUGCUAAAGGGAGGUCUCCGUUGCACGUUGCAGCCGACAAUGGCAACUUGGAGGCGGUGAAAUGGCUGGUCGAAAAGGGUUCCUACUUGAACGCUAAGGACGUCAGAGGAAAGACACCUGAGGACCUCGCUAAGGACGCUGGGUACAAGGACGUCGCUCGAUACCUGAAGGAGAAAGCGGAGGAGCUGAAACUGGAUAAUAUCACCGGCAUGAGAAAGCUAGGGGAAGGAGCCUUUGGCGAGGUGUACCUAGUGAAGAAAGAUCUGAGGUAUUCUGUGUUGAAGCAGAUCAACUUGGCUGAACUGGAGAGGAAGAAGCAGGAGUAUGCCCACCAAGAGAUCAAGCUGUUGAAGUCCUUAACACAUCCUUACAUAGUGUCUUACUUGGGAGGUGGUUUCAGGGGGAAGUAUUUGUACAUCGAGAUGGAGUACUGCAGUGGAGGGGACCUCUAUACGAGGAUCUGUGACCAGAAGGACAAGAAGGUUCCGUUCGAGGAGACGCUGGUUGUUAAUUGGUCGCUGAGGCUGGCCUUAGCUUUGAAAUACGUUCAUGGCAGGAACGUCCUUCACAGGGACCUCAAGCCCCACAACAUUUUCCUGACGGACAACGGCGUCAUCAAGUUGGGUGACUUCGGUCUAGCCAAAGCGUUGGAGGAUUCGUCGGCAGCCACUACGUAUCUAGGCAGUCCUGCGUACAUGAGUCCUGAAUUGCUACAAGGUAACCCCUACGACUCAGCAACUGACAUGUGGUCCUUCGGGUGCGUCAUGUUCGAACUGGCAGCUCUCAAGUUGGCGUUUCCUUACAAAAAUCUCGAGCUACCCAGCGGCUUCAGCCGGGCAUACAGCGACGUCAUAAAGGCGUUGUUGGUGGAUGAUCCCAAGAAGAGACCCAAGGCGGCCGAUAUCCUCAGACUUCCGCUUUUCCUCAACGCCCUCGAGAGCCUGAUGGAGGAGAAGGAGCAUCAAGUGGCCGAGCUCAAUCAGGAGGUGGAGGACUUGUCGUGCGAAGUGGAGCACCUGACGGGAGAAAUCCAGAAGAGGGACGAAAUCAUCAAGAACCUGCAGGCCAAGAAGGCACCAACUAGUACUAUGUUAUAGUAUAGUACUAAAACUAUCACGAUCGUUAUUUGUUUGCAUACCGGAAGUCAAGCGUGGCUGGUUAUGCGAGUGGUCUUCCCCCUUCCCCAACACUUCCUCCCUCCCCACUCCCCUCUCUCCUCCUUCUUCCCAGCUGGUUUCCAUUUUUUUUCUGGGGUGGCUGUUUCCAUCUAUUUCUAUCCUGCGCUUCUGCCUCAUCAAUUCCCUUCUCAUGUAAGUCUCCUCUCACACAGUCCUUCCAUCUCUUUCUUGGUCUCCCUCUUCUUCGUCUUCCUUGAACCUCCAUCCCCAUAGUAUGUCUCCCAGCGUGGUCCUCAUCUCUCCUCAGCAGGUGCUCAUACCAUCUCAGCCUCCCCCUCUCCUUCUUCCAUGGUGAAAAUAGGGAAGAAUUCAUAAGAGAAUUAUGGCAUUACAGAGAGGAAAAACUUGCACAGACACAAACAGGAAUAUAAUGAGCAAGGAAGGAGCCGUUUCAAAAGCAAAUCUCGCCCACUACUACCACUACUAUUGCUACUAAAUCUCUCAUUUUCCCCCCUUCUUGCGAACCCCAUAGAACUCGCCAGCUCCCGCCAGUAUAAAAUCACUAUCUUCAGUGAACUUUCCAUGCUAUUAUAUAUCUCUCCAAUCAGUUUUGUUAAACCCGAAAUUUGCAUGUACAUUGAAAUAAUUUUCAUAAUUUCUGGCGUUAGUACUCCAGCUCCGUCCCAAUAACACAGUGAAUUCUAAUUGUGAAAAAUAAUUCUAUAAUCGUAGUGAUUAAAUAUACCCUCAAUGUAA
Messenger RNA from Macrobrachium nipponense, 2438 nucleotides. Its product is annotated as serine/threonine-protein kinase Nek5-like. Bases 204 to 1661 code for a protein of 485 amino acids. Gene Ontology annotation, molecular function: protein binding; protein kinase activity; ATP binding. NCBI's taxonomy places the organism in Eukaryota, Metazoa, Arthropoda, Malacostraca, Decapoda, Palaemonidae. The transcript is spliced from 14 exons. The record is from RefSeq and is a predicted model, not a curated record. Gene Ontology annotation, biological process: protein phosphorylation.